AUGGGUCGCUCCAGCGCUCGUGGCGUCGCGGUGCGGCAUGGCCACAGCGUGGCGCACUGCAGAACAGUGGAAGAGGCCGCGCGGCUGAUCCAGCUGCUGGCCUCCGACAGCCCCGAUGCCAGCGUCCUCGACGGGUUCGAGCAGGGCCUCAGGGGCGCUGGAGAGAAGCUGGGCCUAGGGCGCAAGGCCACUUCCGAGGAGGUGCGCCGAGCCCUGGCCAAGGUCCUCGAGCUACAGGCGGCGGACCAGCGCUACCAGAAGCUCCUGGCGGACACGUCUGAGGAGCAGCGCACGCUGGAGCUGAAGGUCCAGAUGACGGAGGACGAGGCAGCGCAGCUCUCCCACAGGUCGCACGAGCAGAGCCAGAAGAUCUCGCAGCUCGAGCAGGCCCUGGCGGAGCUGCAGGAGCGCCGUGGUGCGGCGGCGGGAACCCUCUCCCCAGCGCGCAGGGCUGAGGGGCGCGCCCCGUUCGCGGAGGUCCCCGCCUUCCCGCGCCUGGCUUCGGGCAGCGGCGUGCAGACGGAGGAGCUCGAGGUCGGCGUCGGGGAGGGGGCGUACGGGGACCAGAAGAGCACCAAGCAGAACCAGGGCAGGCACCUGAACAUAGUGAAGACGGAGGAGCGCAACGGCACCGCGAUGGAGGGCGUCGGCAGCGAGUUCGACGACCAGGGCGGGACGCUGGGCGCCAACGCGGAAGAGGUGAGCACGAAGGGUGGCAAGGACGGCUCCGCGGGCAAGCACAUGCAAGGGGCCGUCGGCGACCAGCAGAGCACCGUGGGGAACCAGGGCAGUCACCUGCGCACCUACGCGACAAAGCAGAGCACCAGCGACGUGCAGGAGUACCAGGCGCGGUGGUGGGCCGCACAAACAACCCCCAGCCGGCGCACGCAGAGGCGUGCGAAGAAGCAGCAGAACCCCGACCUGAUGCAGGAGCAGCAGCAAGUAGCGGACGCAGGGACGUCCAGAUUCACACGUGUGGCAGUUCUCAUCCUCGUGCUGGCCCGCGGCCUAGUCGCCCUCGCUGUGAUUGAGAAUCGAGGAUGGCACGUGUUUUCCGCUCCAGGGAGGUCGGCCCCUGACUGCCACUUCCACGACGGAUUGGUGUGCUUGGCCGAGAUCUCCGUCGACGAGGACGGCAGCGCGCAUGGCUUGGGCCCAGAAGGCGAAGAGUAUGAGUUCGACGAUAGCUACGUCGUCGGCGACGAGAUGGUGUGGCUCCUGCAGUGCACCAAGGGAUCGCCGCCUUGCUACACGUACUCCGAGCUCUGCCUGGCAGCCAGCGAGGAGGAGCACGAGCCCUGGCAGCAGCCCUAA
Prorocentrum cordatum is the source of this 1314-nucleotide messenger RNA. The record is from the annotation of a GenBank genome assembly. NCBI's taxonomy places the organism in Eukaryota, Dinophyceae, Prorocentrales, Prorocentraceae.